This is a messenger RNA of Closterium sp. Naga37s-1, 1455 nucleotides long. NCBI's taxonomy places the organism in Eukaryota, Viridiplantae, Streptophyta, Zygnematophyceae, Desmidiales, Closteriaceae. The record is from the annotation of a GenBank genome assembly.
AUGCCUGCCUCCAGUCUCUUGUCACAGCUCCCUCCAUUCUUCGCCUGUAGCAUUGUCAUACCCCCCCCAUGCACUGCCAUACCCCCGCAUGCACUCCCAUACCCUCUUUGCCCUGCUGCCAUACCCUCUUUGCCCUGCUGCCAUACCCUCUUUGCCCUGCUGCCAUACCCCCAUUGCCCUGCUGCCAUACCCUCUUUGCCCUGCUGCCAUACCCUCUUUGCCCUGCUGCCAUACCCUCUUUGCCCUGCUGCCAUACCCCCCUUGCCCUGCUGCCAUACCCCCCUUGCCCUGCUGCCAUACCCCCCUUGCCCUGCUGCCAUACCCCCCUUGCCCUGCUGCCAUAUUCUGGCCUCUCUGCAACCGCUCUCCUGGUCCCCAUACCUUCCACUUUCACAUUCUCUUGCCCCUUCCUGUUCCCCCAGUGCCCCCCCCCCAUUCUCCCCUUCCCUGUCCCCCCAAUACCCCGCCAUUCUCCCAUUCCCUGUCCCCCCAGUGCCCCCCCAUUCCCCCCUUCCCUGUCCCCCCAGUGCCCCGCCCAUUCUCCCCUUCCCUGUCCCCCCAGUGCCCCCCCAUUCCCCCCUUCCUCAUCUGUAUUGUAUCGCAGCACCUGCAUGUGCAUCCACCUUGCACUCAUCUCCCUCAUGCCCACCUUGCAAUCAUCUCCCUCAUGCCCACCUUGCACUCAUCUCCCUCAUGCCCACCUUGCUCUACGCCCCAGGGGCCUCUCCACUUCCAUUCGAAUUUUCUCUCAACCACUCACCCCACGCACUUCCUUCCUACAUGCCCUUUCUCCCGUACGCCCUUUCUCCCGUACGCCCUUUCUCCUCGCAUCCCUCAGUCCCCCAUCACCGCACAGCACCUUUAUCCUCUCAUCACCAUGCCUUCAUAGCUGACCUGCAGCUGCUGCUGUGGCACACUGCCAUCCGUGCUGUGGCACACUGCCAUCCGUGCUCCAUCCCAUCCCUCCCUCUCGUCCCACCUUUCCAGCAACAAUUCACCCUAUCCACGCCCCGUGCACCAUUUUCUCUUCCUUUCUCCCGUCCGUCCCACAGCCAUCCACCACAGCGUCUUCAUGUGCUGCCUGCACUGCCACCUGUGUGCCUCCAUCCUCCCACCGUGCCUCAACCAUUUACCCUAUGCACGCUCCUCCCUACCCACCCUCCCCGCACUACCCCUGUGCCUCCCACCUCUCAGCCCUUCAUCACAGUGCCUUCAUAUCCGGCCUGCACUGCCACCCAUGCACCGCCCUCCUCUCAUCCGACCCGCCUCUUUGGCUCACGUCCCUCGGCAGCCCUGACUGCCACAGCAGGCAUGCCACCGGGUGCCACAGCGGCAGCUGCAGCACCCACAGCAGCGGCAGCACACACAGCAGCACAAGCAGCAGAAGCAGUGGUUCUGAGGACUUAUUUUUUAGGAGGGGAGAUGUGGUGGAGGAGUGGCACGGCAUGGAUCUAA